AUGGCCCCCACCACUCGUCCCGAACAGCAGUUGAAUCUCAAUCUCUCCUCCCUGCCUCCUAUGCCUGACCCAAGCUCUAUUCCUUCGAGCAAGUCCCCUUUUUCGGGCGCCAAAGGCACGCCUUCUGGCCUCGCAGGUCUAUCCAGUGCUAGAAUGGGAGCCGGUUCUCCCCUGCACGACCAGACCUCACGCUUGUUCCCAAAACGUACUCGCGAGCUGCAGUCUGUAGCCGGUCUUUCUCCUAACAUCUGGGGACCGCCAACCAGCGGCACUUCCACUCCCUUGUUCGAGAUACCCGAGUCCCCUAACCAGGACGGCUUUCCUGACCUGGUUCCCUUGACAGAAACCGGCAUCAACAGUCCCGCCCGACGGGGACGUGCUGGCACUCUUCCGUCAAGAAUAUCUGCCCCAAGCGGUAUCACCAAUGUCAAUACAACCACAACCUCCAAAACUUCCAGACCUACUCCUUCGACCAGCCCUUUCAGGCCUGGUUCAACUUCUGCUGCUGAAAAUGCCUUCAACAGUGCCCAGUCUUCCACCAACCCGGGGACUGCUGCUCUUCUGUCGAGACUGCGUGCUGGUAGCAUGCCGCAGCGAACGAGCAUUCUUGGUCAGUCAAGCGUUUUCGGGAGCUCGUUCGGCUCCAGCUGGGGUAACACCCGUGCUCGAGCAGCAACUCUCAACAGCAUCUCUUCUGCCGAAGAUGCAUCAUCUCCUUCCCAACCUAGCUUCUCCAAGGACGCCAUGAGCGAAGCCGGUGCGAGGACUCUAGAUUACCUUGGGCUGGCCGAGACUCCUCAGCAAACUCGGGUUGAGCCUUUGCGGCGAUCCGACGACGGCUCCGAGCAGUCUCGAGCCGAUCCCCUGGCAAACUUUCAUCUACGCAACUCCUCCAAUCGCUUCCGAUCUUUCUCGGUCAACACUCAGCCCCAGCAGUAUAACCUCGAGACGCUUGAGAAUGCUGGCUACUUCCAAGAUGGCACUUUGACCCCGUCUGGGGCUGCCGCGCUGGAAGCUGAAUAUCAAGCGGUGCAAGAGAAGGUUCGGCUGCACAACCAGGCCGUUCAGGCUUUUGCUGUGAACGCCAGUGUAGCGAGGCCGCGGGCCAGAACUGCCGGGCUGGUCGAGACUCCCCAGCGAACAUCGUUGAGAAACUUGGUCCAGGGAUCCAGUCAUGAGGAUAUCCAGCCUUCCAUGGAUAUGCAGCUUCAUGGCAACGAGCUCACUGACGCGCUCAAUGGCUUGAACCUGAAUGAUGGCUCUGCAGGACUAGGAGAAGGCUUUGAUGAGACCGAUUUGCAGCCGUCCCGCUCCCUUUGGAUCGGUUCUAUUCCCAACUCGACCACUAUGUCUUCACUGGACGCCAUUUUCAGCCGCUUUGGCCCUAUCGAAUCGACAAGGGUUCUUACUCACAAGAAUUGUGGCUUUGUUAAUUUCGAAAAUGCUGACAAUGCCGUUCGUGCUCGUCAGAUUCUUAACGGGAAGGAGAUCUUCCCAGGUGCCGGUCCAGUCAGGAUCGGUUUUGCAAAGGCUCCCACGUCCAACGCCAUGACUCCAAGUGAACCCAUGCUGACGCCAACAUCCGCGGAGAAUGAAAAACCCUCCGGUGCUGGUGCUAAGGGCGAUGUUAUGCCUGAGCCAUCGUCUGCUGCUCCCUCUACGUCUGCUUCAAUGGUAGACCGACUUGGCGAGCUGCAGCCCGAAAUACUACAAAUCGUCACCGAAUUUGGUGCGCCCCCUCAAGACAUCCCUGUCAUCUCCGCCAACAUUCAGAGCGCUGCUGCGUACAAGUCGCUGAAGAGAGAAGUUCCUCCCAUUCCUGAACCAAGUGCGACUCGGAUGUACGAUGCACCACGACUCCGUGACAUUCGAAAGCGCAUUGACAACGGCACCUGUGGCCUACAAGAGAUUGAGCAAAUUGCGAUGGACAUGCUCCCUGAAAUCGCCGAGCUUUCGUCCGACUACUUGGGUAACACUGUUGUCCAAAAGCUGUUCGAGUUCUGCUCGGAGCAAAUCAAGGAGCAGAUGCUGGUUCAGAUUGCGCCGCACCUGGCUGAGAUUGGCGUGCACAAGAAUGGUACCUGGGCAGCCCAGAAAAUCAUUGAUGUCUGCAAGACCGACAGCCAGAUCCGCAUCAUUGUGGACAACCUCCGCCCGUACACCAUUCCUCUCUUCCUCGACCAGUACGGCAAUUAUGUCUUGCAAUGCUGCCUUCGUUUUGGUUCCCCGUACAACGACUUUAUCUUUGAGACCAUGCUCAGCCACAUGACUGAGGUCUCACAAGGUCGUUUCGGCGCGCGUGCCAUGAGGGCAUGCCUGGAAUCUCACUACUCUACCAAACCUCAGCAGAGAGUGAUGGCUGCUGUUAUUGCGAUGUCCAGCGUGCAGCUAGCGACGAACGCUAACGGGGCGUUAUUGCUUACUUGGCUACUCGAUACGUGCUCGUUCCCACGUCGUCGGUCGGUUCUGGCCCCUAGGCUGGCACCCCAUCUGGUGCAACUUUGCACGCACAAGGUGGCUUAUUUGACAGUUCUCAAGAUCAUCAACCAACGCAACGAGCCUGAAGCUAGGGAUUUGAUACUCAAAGCACUCUUCUUCAGCUCCAACGACGCUGUACUUGAGCAGAUCCUUCGCGACCAGACAUCUGGCGUCACUCUGAUCUUUAAGAUCUUGACCACUCCAUUCUUGGAUGAUGCUAUGAGACCAGAUGUUGUUCGCAACAUCACCAAGGUCCUUACGAAGAUCAAGGCUCAGCCAAACCAAGGAUACAAACGUCUCAUGGAUGAAGUUGGGAUGUCAGCUCGACCCGGACAGCCUCACCAACAAUCUUUUGGACAUGCGCAUCCCGUCAACGACCGCCGCCCGUCCACGCAACCAGCACCAAUGGCGCAGCCGCCCACCUUCCAGCGCCAAUACAGUGGAACAUACAUGCCUAGUCUCGAAAAUGGAGCCAGUCCAGUCCGUUCGGGAUCUGCCGACCCUUUCGGCUAUCCUGGUUACAAUAUCAACGCAUUCGGAGCGCAGCAGAACUAUGGUGGCAUGCCUUACCAGCAGAUGACGCCUCAAAGUCAGUACCAAGGUUUCGUAGGAGGUGCGCCACGCUCUGCCAGCGCCGGCUUCGCGCCACCUGGGUUUAACGGCUACGCUACCCCACCGUCAACGAUCGAUACAUUCAGAAUGCAGAAUCAGGCUGCUUCGCCAGUGCCCUUUUCGACCAGCCCUGUCAUGAGCGCCGGGGUCGUGCCUCCGGGCUAUUCACAGAACAUGCCAGCAAGCAUGUACGGCUACCCUCAGCAACAGCAGCAACAGCAGCAGUAUUUCUACUCUCCGUCCAUGCAGCCUGUUCACACUGCUGGAAGGGGUCGACGGGUAAGUCCAUACAACGGAUUUUGA
Messenger RNA from Cyphellophora europaea CBS 101466, 3393 nucleotides. RefSeq lists its product as uncharacterized. Lineage: Eukaryota; Fungi; Ascomycota; Eurotiomycetes; Chaetothyriales; Cyphellophoraceae. Gene Ontology annotation, molecular function: RNA binding. The record is from RefSeq and is a predicted model, not a curated record. The transcript has a single exon. The coding region runs from base 1 to 3393 and encodes 1130 amino acids.